Molecule: messenger RNA, 1880 nt
Organism: Cephus cinctus (wheat stem sawfly)
Lineage: Eukaryota; Metazoa; Arthropoda; Insecta; Hymenoptera; Cephidae
Gene: Fbxo42
Product: F-box only protein 42
Exons: 7
Coding region: 1-1596 (531 amino acids)
Molecular function (GO): protein binding
Source: RefSeq, a predicted model, not a curated record
AUGCAGUGCCAAAUCGACGAUUUACCUGAUGAGAUCUUGGAGUAUAUUUUGAGCCUUAUACCACCAUACAAAGAUCUGCAGAAAUGCUUGCUUGUUUCAAAAAGAUGGUUCCGAGCAACAAAAAAUGUUAUAGAACAUAAUGAAGCUCAUUUUCAAAAAGCUGUAGCUUUUGGAUCUUUAUUUUGGAAUACCUGGCCCUGCGUAUCUUGGAUACACACUAUUGGCAAGAGACAUUCUCAUUCAGCUUGCAUAUAUGAAAAUUCCAUGUAUGUGUUUGGAGGAUGCACUGUCACAUGCACUACAUUCAAUGAUCUAUGGAAGUUAGAUUUAGAUACAAGGCAUUGGGACAGGCCAAUUACAAUGGGCAGUUAUCCAUCUCCAAAAGCCUGUGCUACCAUGCUAUACUAUAAAAAAAGUUUUGUUCUCUUUGGUGGUUGGACUCAUCCUUCUCCAUAUCCACUACAUCAGCAAUUGAAACAAUUUAACGAAUUACACAUAUAUUCGAUAGAGUCUAACAGAUGGAUAGCGAUUAAUGUAUUAGAAGGCCCACCACCAACAUCUGCCCAUUCAGCCACUAUACAUGGAAAUUUAAUGGUCGUGUUUGGUGGUGUUGCCAAUGGAUACAGUUCCAAUGACGUUUGGUGUUUAAAUUUGGACACAUACUGCUGGCAUAAACAGGUCACAUCGAAUUUAAAACCACAACCAAGAUAUGGACAGUCCCAAAUUGAACUUGGUGAUAAACAUCUCCUUGUGUUGGGAGGAUGCACUGGUCCAAAUGUGGCAAUGAAUGAUGCAUGGCUAUUAACAAUGGAUGGCCCAACUUGGACCUGGAAAAGAGUGAAUAUGCAACAUACUGAAUGGGCUCCAACGCGGAUUUGGUGCCAUCAAGCUUGCAAGGUUGGAAACUAUGUGAUUGUUUUGAGCAAGAAUAAACAACAAGCUCAAACUAGUGACAUGAGUAUAUCACUAGGUAAGGUCGCAUGUCCACGACCUCAACCACCACAACCGACGUAUCCAAUACCUCCAUAUGAAAGACAAAGAAAUCCCCCGCGAAUAGACCGUGAUGAAAACGUGAAUGGAAGACAUGGUUCAUUUCCAAGAUCAGCUGCCACUCGCAAUGCACAUUUGCCCUCAUCCUCAGGAUCCUCAUUGUCAAAGGCCUUUGCCUUUUCACCUUUCCACAGUGAAAAUUCUUUGAGCAUGGCAGCCUUUCGUGAAGAAACUCCCCGUACUGGUAGUAAUGCCAAUAGACAACGUCAAUUGGAAUCUCUUCGACGAAUGGAGGAGAGGAUUCAGAAUCGUAAAAGUCAAUCAAAAAUCGUCAAGAAAACAGAGAACACACUGGCAAUAUUUAUUUUAGACGUGACGAAUGUUAUUUGCGAAGAAUCUUCUGCUUCCUGGAUUCCAUUGAAGCAAAACGAUCUAGCAGGACCGGAUGAGCGCAUCCUUUAUUCUCUCGUUUUAGGUAGAGGAGAACUAAUAGUAUUUGGUGGAAUUGGCAAAGAACAAGCUACGGUGCAAGGACUUACCGAUACCGACGACUUAGAAGUUUAUAACGAUCUCCACUUCAUAAACCCACCGCGAUACAUAAUCUAAAAUGGGAUACUUUAAAUUGUUAUUUCUCUGACUUAGGGAUUGCAAAUAUAAUUCAGCAGUGAUGCGUCAUAAUUUGAGGGACUUUUGAUGAAAAAAGACUCGACUAUACGACAGAUGAAAUAAUCGGCCCAAUAUUGGACCCCUGUACUAGUACUAAGAGCCACAACGUGUGCGAGAGAUGGAAAUAUAGUUUUCUAUGGGUGUUCGGAAAGCGGUACGGGAGUCUGGUGCUGGGACGUUUACCUCGUCGUCAAUUUAAAAUAAACACGUUUCAUUAUUAAAAA